AAAUGUCUCGACUYGAAGCUAAAAAGCCUCCAUUAUUUAUUAGUGAACCUUUAACUAGAGAUGCAGUGAGUCAGUCGCUGUCUCUGCUGAGUGGAAUAUUAAAAUCUUCCUAUGGUCCCKCUGGUCGACUCAAGCAGCUCCACAAUGGUGUGGGGGGCUGUGUUUGUACCACUUCCCAAUCCUCAGCCCUCCUGGGGCACCUUUCUGUGAGCCAGCCGGUGCUGCGUGUCCUGACAGCCUCUGUACAGAACCACGUGUCACGUUUCAGUGACUGUGGCUUGUUCACUGCCAUUCUUUGCUGUGCUUUCAUUGAAAACUUCAGGARCCUGAAUGUUGCACCUUUCACUGUCAUUAAAAUAAGCAAGCAUCUUCUGAGUUUGUGCAUGGACUAUCUGAAAUCUGAGGCUUGUGCUUGCCGGGUGUCCGUGGAUUUUAGCAAUGUUGAGACUCUUGUGUGUUUGGUACGKAGCAUUUUAACAAGCAAACCUGCUUGCAUGCUUAAUAAAACAGAAGUUGAUCAUCUUACCACGCUGGUUUUAAAGGCUUUUCUAUUUACCAUUCCAUGUCAUGUUGAGASUAAUGCUGUUUUAGGAAAGUGUGUCAUAGUACCUGUGAAAGGCACAAGAGUUGUGGAUUCUACAGUUCUUCCUGGACUGCUGAUAGAAGUACCAGAAAUCCAAUUGGGAAAACCACUCACUGUCAAAAGGACUGGUUCAAACACGAUAAAGACUGCCCUUUUCAGUGUGUCCAUGGCAGGAGACGGCUUUAACCCUGAGGAAGGAACCAUAGCAGUCCAUCAUGGAGUUUCUCUGGAAGUGUCAGAGCUGAAUGAGUUGCUUAAUCUAGGGAAGCAGCUGGUUAAGGAUGAGGUGGGCCUUGUAAUGUGUCAGAAGGUGAUGCAUCCCUGCUUGAAACAGUACCUGAAGGAGAACGGUGUCAUCGCUGUGGACAGGGCUGGGCUGUGUCUGAUGGAGCCCCUGGGCYGCCUGACAGGUUCAAAGCCUAUCGCUUCCAUACAUUCRUUGUCUCUUGGCUGUUACGGCAGUUUGAAAGAUUUGUGCUUUGAGAGUUUUGCUUCAAAGCAUUUUAUACAUCUAAUUCCUGAGGACACAGUUAUCUGCAGCUUGAUACUCUGUAACAGAAGUGAAACAGCGUGGGAUGAGUUGAAGCGUGUCUGUGAAACUGCAGAGCAUGUGUUACAGUUAACAAUGAAGGAACCUUUGGCAUUAUUAGGAGGAGGCUGUACAGAAACUCACCUGGCUUCAUACAUAAGACACAAGAGUUCUCAUCUGCCUGCCAGCACUUUUAAAGACCUAGAUUGUUCUCAGACACAAUACCAAUUGGUUGUUGAUGGGUUUUGCCAUUCCCUGGAGACUGUAGCUCGCUCUCUCGGUCACAAUAACGGAGAAGUUCUUACAGACAUGGUUUAUGGACAUUGUUGGUUUGUUCCAUCAGGCUCUCCCUGUGUCUCAAACUGGUCAGAUUUAGUUUCAAAAUGCGGCUGUGGGAUGAAUAGUAACACAGAGGACCUCAACUGGAGGUUUUUGCAAGGCCAGUCUAGCUCUCCUAUUAUAGAGAGCUGUCCGAAAGAGCCCUCAGAAAAGGUUACUGACCUUCUAACUCUGGACUGCUUUGCUGCWAAGUGCAGUGGCCUGCAAGUAGCUCUGGAGACAGCCAACCUGAUUUUGGAUCUUUCAUACAUAGUUGAAGAUCAAAAUUAGCUCUGAUCUUAUGUGAUUUGUGUUGCAUAGCAAGACACUAAAUUGAAAGCAAGGUAAAAUAUCAUGUUUUAAUAGGUUAGAAUGUGGACAAGAGACAUUUUAAAUUUAACAGUUGGCCAUUGAAUAUUCUUCUCAUUGUUAAUCUACUGUGCUCAAGCAUUUUCAAAUGUUCAGUCUGUUCCCUCUGCAUUGAGGAAGRUUUUGGAUGUUUGUUAGCUCUGUGGCUAACAUCUUCAAAGGAAUAUGGAGGAUGGAUUUACUUGCUGUGAAAACAUAUAUAUAUUAGAAUUUAUAUAGUCUCAGCAAAAGCUUUACACAUUCAAAUAGGCUUUUGUAUUGCAGCAGAACUUUAUCACUGCUAUUUUUAAUUUUGUAGGUUAAAAAGGCUUGGCUUAGCAGAUACCUUGAGCCAUUUGUUUUUAAUUUAGUUCUGAAGUUUUUGUCACCAUAUACAAUAUGCAUUUUCUGUUUUUAAAUAGCUGAAAGAUUUUAAUUUAUAUAUGUAAUUUAUUUAACAAGUUAUAAAAACUCAACCUGGAACUCUUAAGGUAGCAGGUCAGUAAUGGAUGAUUUAAAAAGAAAUGGUAGCCUGGGUGGAAAAAACUUYUGUCAAGUGGACCUUGAUUGCCUUCUGGGGAAUACAGGACAGCCUGUAAUGAAGUUUCUAUCAUUUAAGCAAAGCUGCAAGAAGGAAUGUCCCACUUACCAUUCAAUUAACUCUUUGACUGUGCGUGGCUUCUUUUAAUGAAGUAAGGCUUUAAGGUCUCAGGCUUGUUUUGAUCUCCUAAUAACACUGUAGACUGUAUGAUCAAAACUUUUUCUCGUUCUCAGCUUGCAUGCAAGAUCAAAAAGGGUGUUACAGUUUCUUACUUAAGCUCAUUUUCUUUGCCACUUUUCUCUCUUUGUUUUCAGUCACAAGGGACAAAUUAUUCAUGGUGUGUUUCCAGAAAACAUCCGAGUCGGUUAUAGUCUGCUUAUUUUUUUCCUGUUUUCUUAAGUUUUAAAUAUGUACUGCAUAUAAGCAGUAGAAUUGUUUUGUAUAAAUCAGUUUUGAAAUAUGUAAUUAAAAGCAGAUCUUUCCAGACCYUUUGUACAAAGUCCUUUUAAUUUUAAGAGCAUAAGUAAUCAUUUUCUCACUGGGAAGAAAAUGAAGAGUUAUUUAAAGUUCUUUAUCGUUUUAUGACCUGAAAUGAUUGCUUUAGUGCUAUAAGGCAUCCUUUGGGAACUUGUGGAAGAAUGUUACAAGGGUUGAAAAUGGAGGCUGUUCAAAGCUGGUUACUAAAAAGRCUGCUUUUAUAUCUUGAUCUUCCCAUAUGCCAUGAACUAUAUGAAAACAUCAGGAAUAAUGAAGCCAAAUGAUGGUGUGUAUCUUAAGGCACAGAAGAAUCUUGGUAAUACUUCAUCUAAUUACAAUUCUCCAGCUCAGAGUGCUGAAUUAUACUAUUUUACUUCUCAUAAUAGCAGCUUGUUAUGCAGUGUGAAAAUGUUGAGUUCAGUGACUACAGCUGUGAAGUGAAAAUUAAAACAAUAUUCAAGUGGAA
Molecule: messenger RNA, 3262 nt
Organism: Malurus melanocephalus (red-backed fairy wren)
Lineage: Eukaryota; Metazoa; Chordata; Aves; Passeriformes; Maluridae
Gene: MKKS
Product: MKKS centrosomal shuttling protein
Exons: 4
Coding region: 3-1721 (572 amino acids)
Biological process (GO): developmental process; protein folding; cilium assembly
Cellular component (GO): nucleus; cytoplasm; kinociliary basal body
Molecular function (GO): ATP binding
Source: RefSeq, a predicted model, not a curated record